AUGUCUGAAUGGAAAAUUGAUCCUGAUAAUAGAAGAAGAUUAUUACAAUUACAAAAAAUUGGUGCCAAUAAGAGAUGUGUUGAUUGCAAUGCACCAAAUCCUCAAUGGGCGUCUCCUAAAUUCGGUAUUUUUAUUUGCUUGGAAUGUGCUGGUACUCAUAGAUCGUUAGGUGUCCAUAUCUCAUUUGUUAGAUCUAUUACCAUGGAUCAAUUUAAACCAGAAGAAUUGGUUAGAAUGGAAAAAGGUGGGAAUGAACCAUUCACAGAGUAUAUGAAAUCUCAUGGGAUUGAUAUCACAUUACCACAAAAAUUUAAAUAUGAUAAUCCAAUUGCUCAAGAUUAUAAAGAAAAAUUAACUUGUUUAAUUGAAGAUAAAGAAUUUGUUGAACCAACUCACCCAGAAUUUGAUCCUUCAAAAUUAGGUAAAGUGGCCCCUGUAGUAUAUACAACUUUAAACAACGCCAACAAUAACGAUAAAGAACAAUCAUCCACUCCCAUGGAAUCCAUUAUUUCUUCUAAAUCGACUGCUACCCCAUCUCAACAACUAAAGAAUGAGGCAUACUUCGCUAGACUAGGGGAAGCUAACCAAAAUAGAUCCACUGAUCUUCCUCCUUCUCAAGGUGGGAAAUACCAAGGGUUUGGUAAUACCAUGCCUGUCAAUAAUAGUUCUACUCCUAAUGCAAAUAGUACUGUCAGUUUAGAAAAUUUCCAAAAAGAUCCACUGGGCACUUUUACAAAAGGUUGGAGUCUCUUCUCAUCUGCUGUUUCUCAAUCCUUUGAUGAUUUGAAUCAAAACGUUAUCAAACCUAAAGUUGAUCAAUGGAACUCUGGUGAAUUGACAGAAGAUACUAAAAGAGCUGCUAACCAAUUUGGCCAAAAAUUCCAAGAAACUAGUUCUUAUGGUUUUGAAGCAUUCAAUUCUUUAAGUAAAAACUUACAAAGUCAAUAUUACGCGUAUUAUAACGGUGAUCAACAACCUAGUGAUACAUCAAGAGGUGGUUCUAACGGAUAUGCUCAAUUUGAAAAGGAACAAAACACCAGCAUUCCUCCACAAGAUGGAAGUAAUUUGAAAAAAUCUUCUAAAAGACAAGAGCCAGAAGAAGAUGAAUGGGAACAAUUCUAA
Henningerozyma blattae CBS 6284 is the source of this 1122-nucleotide messenger RNA. RefSeq lists its product as uncharacterized. The coding region runs from base 1 to 1122 and encodes 373 amino acids. Lineage: Eukaryota; Fungi; Ascomycota; Saccharomycetes; Saccharomycetales; Saccharomycetaceae. Gene Ontology annotation, cellular component: Golgi membrane. The transcript has a single exon. The record is from RefSeq and is a predicted model, not a curated record. Gene Ontology annotation, biological process: regulation of endocytosis; regulation of ARF protein signal transduction. Gene Ontology annotation, molecular function: GTPase activator activity.